AUGGCCGAUGUUUCUCCUCAGCAUUUUGCAGCCACAAAAUUUCGAGGCCUUAAGCCUCUCUGGGUCGUGUGGGGGAAAAAGACGGAAGAGGGGACGCAAGAGGAGACGGAAGAGGAGACGGCAAAGGAAACAAAAGAACUCAAUAGCUUCCUGGAGGACCAUGGAAUCUCCGUCGCCGAUGCUCCUCAUAUACUGCCCUUGAGGUAUGGUCUAUUCGAGGUUUGGUUCGAGGAGAAUCGAAGAGCCGAGCUUCAAAAGCUUUUCUCAGAGACCUAUACCGAUUUCGACGAAAACAGCCCUUUGGUGCGGUUUCAAGGGUACUGUGAAUCUUUGCGCAUAGUGCUCGACGCAUACAAAAAGCAAUCUAAUUUCUGGGGAGGACUGGAUAAAAUCCUCACAACUCCCAGAGUAGGCAUUUUUCAGACAGUGCCUUCAACAACGUCUUUGUCUGUUUGCUCCUCAAUGAAACCUACUGCGAAAACAAUGGAAUAUGUUGAGAGGAACUUAAGGUCAGUAUACGACAAUUGCAAUCAGAAAAACAUAGGAUUUUCUCGUGGAAUACCUUGUGACGGAUGUCCAAGAUUGAGCCCAGUCAACCUUCAGGCAAUAUCAAGCGCCUCAACACCACCUGAUGGCUAUUCAUCAUCUGAUUUACCGCUUGAUAUACGAAGCAUGCAAGCCUUUACCCUGGUGACAGAAGACGCUGUCAAUCUAAGCGGAAAGUUUUCAGAAGAAGAAUGGAACCACAUCUUCAUAAAUUCUGAACCCGGCAAUGAUUUUGGUUUUUCAGCCUCCCUGAAAUCACCCAUGGCCAAUAUGGACUAUCAGAUCAACGCACAGGAGGCUUUUCGAGAUAUAGAAAACACGGAGCCACAGGAAGCCGACGAGAGCUUGCGUCAAACCAAGCAGCAGAGGAAGAUUGAUACACCGGACCAAUACGCAUCAAAUUUGUGGCGAUGCCAGCAUCCUAAAUGUUCCAAGCGCGGAUUUCGGACCAAGGCCAAUCUAUUACGCCACAGCCGUGAAGUCCACAGGGCUAUAUCAGAUUUGUUGCGAUGCCGGCAUCCUCAAUGUUCCAAGCACAGGUUUAAGGCAAAUUACACUCUGUUACGCCACAACCGUGAAGUCCACAAGGCUUAUGGCCACACAGGCUUCCUGUGUUUAUUUGAGCAAUGUGAUCGAGCUACUUCUGGGAGGGCUUUUCCACGCCGAUGGAAUUGCUACGAUCACAUGCGAAAAAUCCAUCAUUACACUGGUAGUUAUGAUGACUUCUUGAAAUCGCAAGGUAGGUAA
Talaromyces stipitatus ATCC 10500 is the source of this 1293-nucleotide messenger RNA. RefSeq lists its product as uncharacterized. Bases 1 to 1293 code for a protein of 430 amino acids. The record is from RefSeq and is a predicted model, not a curated record. The transcript has 2 exons. NCBI's taxonomy places the organism in Eukaryota, Fungi, Ascomycota, Eurotiomycetes, Eurotiales, Trichocomaceae.